Prosopis cineraria is the source of this 321-nucleotide messenger RNA. RefSeq lists its product as uncharacterized. The transcript has 2 exons. The record is from RefSeq and is a predicted model, not a curated record. NCBI's taxonomy places the organism in Eukaryota, Viridiplantae, Streptophyta, Magnoliopsida, Fabales, Fabaceae. The coding region runs from base 1 to 321 and encodes 106 amino acids.
AUGACGAGAGUGAUGGUGAGGACGGGGAGAGUGAGGAAGAAACAAAUAGAGAGAAUUGUUGAGCAUAGUGACAAUGAAGAUGAUGAUGAUGAAUCGAAUGUGAAUCUGAUGCCAAGAGGGUUCAAUUUCUAUAACAAACAAAUUUUCAAAUUUUCCAAUGAAGGGCACGACGAUGUGCUGUUGAAUCUCAAACUAGGGCUUGAUGAUGAGGAUGAUGAUGAGAAUGAUGGUGAGGAUGACGAAAGUGAGGAGGAGGAAGAGGAAGAAACAGAUAGAGAGAAUGUUGAGCCUCGUGACUAUGAAGAUAGGGUGAUGAAUUGA